AUCAGUUUCAACAUUGAAAUCUAACUUCUAGCCGUGCUGUGUGUAUAAUAUAAGUAUUUACGAAUUUUUAACAAGGAAAAACAAUAAUUUAUACAAUGCAUUUGGUUUACCAUGUGGAAUACAUUUAUUACCCUGUCUGUGUAAUAUGAGCCUUUACUGAAUUGAUAAAUUGAAUUAAUAGCUUACAUAUUGCUGAUCUAAACUGAUGGAAACAAAUUGUCCAUUAAUUGAUACAAAAAAGAACAUGAAGGAAUACAUAACUAACCUAUAAGAGUUCAUUAAAAUCUCAGACGCAAUUUAUUUGAAUCAUUCGUCGACUGUUGUUGGACAUAUCAAUCACAAAUUGCAAAUACAUAAAUAAUGACCCUAUAAAUAGAAGAAAAAAAUUAUAUACUUAACUGUCAUGUUGUUGAAGACAAGCAUGUUUCCGCAAGUCAUUAUAAAUAAAUGUACUAACGAUGUAUGAGUACAUACACGCCAUUAAAAUAAGUGGCAUAAUUUAAAAUUCUCAGUUCUACUUGUAGACUCAAAUGAGUUAAACAUGUUGAAAGUGUAUUACUAUAUUCUUCCGAUAGUUUGUUUAGUUGCGAAAAAUGAUGCAGCUAAGAUAUUGGGCUAUUUUCCAACUCCUUCCAUCAGUCAUCAGGUAGUAUUUCAACCGCUGAUGUCGGAACUGGCUAAACGAGGUCAUGAUGUUACUGUAAUUACGACCGAUCCAAUCUCUCCUAAGAGGAAAGCUCACGCCAACUUGACAGAAGUUGAUAUGCACGAUUUAUCAUACACUAUAUGGAGAGAAGCUGUAUACAACGCUGAAACAACAUCAGGGAAGAAAAGUGAUAUUGUUACUCAAUUAAGAGUUUUAUAUAAUUUAAUCACAGACAUAUCUGAGAAACAAAUGCAGUCAGAUAAGGUUCGAAACAUAAUUCAAGACAGGAAAGACAAAUUCGAUUUGAUAUUUAUCGAAUCAUUAUGGAGACCUGGAUUGGGAUUGUCCUACAUUUAUAAUGCUCCAGUGAUACUUAUAAGUUCCUUCUUGCCAAUGUAUAAUAAUAUGGAAGCAAUAGGAAGUCCAGUACAUCCUAUACUUUAUCCAACGCUUCUCCGACAAAAACUCAACAAUCUUACAAUUUGGGACAAAAUUAUAGAGCUGUACAAUCAUUACUCUUUUAUAAAUAUGUUUGACGCCGCUGAAGUGAGACAGAAUGAAAUGAUGAAGAGAGUAUUUGGCCCUAAUAUUCCACCUCUUAGUGAAUUGUAUAAUAAUAUAGACAUGUUAUUUCUAAAUUCCCAUCCAAUUUGGGAUUCAAACCGUCCUGUUCCACCUAGCGUUGUCUAUUUAGGAGGAUUGCAUCGUAAACCAAUGAAAGAACUGCCAGAGGAACUUAAAUCUUACUUGGACGCUUCCAAGCAUGGUGUGAUAUAUAUGAGUUAUGGUACAAAUGUAAAUCCAUCACAUCUACCACCGGAGAAAAUACAGAUGCUUGUGAAUGUAUUCUCUCGUCUUCCAUAUGACGUAAUAUGGAAGUGGGAUAAGGAUGAAUUACCAGGACGUUCAAAGAAUAUCAAAAUAUCGAAAUGGCUUCCACAGUCUGACCUUCUCAGGCACCCGAAAGUGUUAUUGUUUAUAACACAAGGAGGUUUGCAGUCAACUGAUGAAGCUAUAUCCGCUGGAGUUCCAUUAGUUGGUAUGCCGAUGCUUGGGGACCAGUGGUACAACGUGGAACAGUAUGUCAGACAUGGGAUAGGAGUGAGACUGGACAUGGAGGACCUCACUGAGGAGAAAUUUCAUAACGCCAUCGAAACUACAAUAAAUGACAAAAGCUACCGCCAGAACAUUGAGAGACUUCGCACGGUGAUGUCGGACCAGCCACAGAGCGCGCUCGAGCGCGCCGUGUGGUGGACAGAGUACGUGCUGCGUCACAAGGGAGCGAAGCACCUGCGCUCGCCCGCUGCCAACAUAUCUUGGGGUGAAUUCCUGGAAAUUGAACUAGUUACAUAUUUAUUAUUAGGAUUAACAACUGUGAUAUUUGUCAGUGUGAUUGCUAUUUAUUACAUAGUGUUAUUUAUACAACAUAACUAUGGUGCUAAUAAGAAAAUUAAAAGUAAUUAAUAAAUUAAUAUACUAAACUA
This is a messenger RNA of Galleria mellonella (greater wax moth), 2130 nucleotides long. RefSeq names its product UDP-glucosyltransferase 2-like. NCBI's taxonomy places the organism in Eukaryota, Metazoa, Arthropoda, Insecta, Lepidoptera, Pyralidae. Gene Ontology annotation, molecular function: UDP-glycosyltransferase activity. The record is from RefSeq and is a predicted model, not a curated record. The transcript has 5 exons. Bases 542 to 2110 code for a protein of 522 amino acids.